AUGUUCNGGUCUUGCAUUUCAAGCUUAUUUAUGAUUCCAUUUAUUAUUCUAUAUCUUGUUGUCACAUGGAUUGAUCCAGCCGAAGAUAAUGUUAUUACAAGAAGUCAGAGACCAAGAACAGACUUUGAUCGACAAACUUAUUCACACGUUAUUACAGAUCUAUAUUGCCAUGUUUGCGGUGUUAGUGUGGGUGAGGGAGCAAAACAUUGUUCAACGUGUAAUAAAUGUGUCUAUCAAUUUGAUCAUCAUUGUAUUUGGCUGAAUAACUGCGUUGGAGGCAAAAAUUAUCGAAUAUUUUUGUUCAUGCUCAUCACAAUUGUUAUUAGCGCAUUAUUUAUCUUUUUAAGUUCUUUAUUACAAUUUGUUGGUUCAUUCAACACGAAUCCGUUGUUAAAUCUACAACCGUUUUAUAAUAAAGAUCACAAAUAUGCUAUAUUAAUGAUACCAUCUUCUUUAAUUGCCUUUCAAGUCAUUUGUGCAAUUGUAGCAACAAUUUCGUUUGCUGUAUUGUUAUUAAUCCUUUAUUUAUUAUCCUUUCACAUCUAUUUAUGUUAUAAUAAUUUAUCAACGUAUGAUUAUAUCAUGCAAAAGCGUAUUGAUAGCACUGUGUUCAGUUUUCAACAAAUAGCCAACAAUCAUUCAGAGCAAUCAUCCUCAUUGCAGCAAAAAUUUAAUCUAGCUAAGAUCUGUUCAAAUCAGAGAAAAAUCAAUCCAGUAAAUGGUACUACUCAAAAUCAUCAUGAUUUACCUACUGGUAAUAAUUAUGGUCGUCAUCAUGAUUCACAUAGUCAUUCUCGUCGUUCAAAUAACAGUGAAUCGUUAGAAAUUGACGAACAAUCGAUGAAUCACAGUGCUCGUCGUAUCGGUUCCAAUGUGUGUCGUAGCGAUCAUCAUCAAGAAGUUUAUAUGUUAACACCUCGUACUCAUUCUCAACUUAGUAAUGAGAAAUAUUAA
Messenger RNA from Didymodactylos carnosus, 954 nucleotides. NCBI's taxonomy places the organism in Eukaryota, Metazoa, Rotifera, Eurotatoria, Philodinida, Philodinidae. The record is from the annotation of a GenBank genome assembly.